AUGCAGAAGUCUGAUCAUCAUGAGCAAAAGCUAACUUCACCAAGAGGGUUAAUCCAUAAGAUACUUCGUCGUACAAAUAGCAGGCGUUCUCCCACUGCAGCUGAUCAACAACCUUCUCCUGUAUCUCCAGAAACAAGCAACUCAUCAAUAUUCUCAAAGCAAAAGGAUGCUGAUGAUGCCAUCAAGGAUUCAGAAAAGCCGAGCACACAUACUAUCAGAAUUGAAGAUGAGAAAUCUGAUUUGCUAGGGUAUGAAGUUUAUUCUGGGAAGCUUACAUUAGAUAACAAAGCAAAAAAUUCAUCGAGUGAACAGUCUGGAUCAGGGUCUAGUAGCAAUUGCUUUGAUGCCAGGCUCAGCACUGAAGCCCUUAUAUGGGGUUCUAACAUCCUUAAGCUUGAGGAUAUUGUAUCUGUAUCAUAUAAUUCUGGUCUCCGGCAUUUCACCGUGCAUGCGUGUCCUCUUGAAAAAAGAUCCAGUGGACUCUCCUGCUUUAUGAAGCCUAGAAGAACCCAAAAGGACUUGAAGUUCGUAUCCACUUCUCCGCACGAGGCCUUUCGGUGGGUUAAUAGUUUUGCGGACCAGCAAUGCUACACAAACCUGUUGCCUCACCCCAUGGCAUCUAGCAAGAAGCAUUCUUCUGAACUCAUUCAGUUUGAUGCCAUGUUUGAUCCUUAUGUUAAAUGUCGGUCUCCACCAAAGAUACUUGUCAUCUUGAACCCUCGAUCUGGACAUGGUAGAUCUAGCAAAGUUUUUCAUGGAAAAGUGGAACCCAUAUUUAAGCUUGCAGGUUUCAAGAUGGAAGUGGUAAAAACUACACAUGCUGGUCAUGCAAAGUCCCUUGUAUCAACUAUUGAUUUUAGUACCUGUCCUGAUGGUAUUGUAUGUGUGGGUGGUGAUGGAAUUGUAAACGAGGUUCUCAAUGGUCUUCUAUGCAGAGAUGAUCAAAAUAUGGCUGCCUCUGUUCCAAUAGGUAUAAUACCUGCUGGGUCUGAUAACUCACUUAUUUGGACAGUCUUGGGUGUCAAGGAUCCAAUUUCUGCAGCAUUGUCAAUUGUCAGGGGAGGUCUUACACCUAUUGAUGUUUUUUCUGUUGAAUGGAUUCAAAGUGGGACUAUGCAUUAUGGCACAACCGUAUCAUAUUUUGGUUUUGUUAGCGAUGUUCUUGAGCUCUCAGAGAAAUAUCAGAAGCAUUUUGGUCCUUUACGAUACUUUGUAGCUGGUUUUCUCAAAUUCCUGUGUUUGCCAAAGUACAGUUUUGAAUUGGAAUAUCUUCCAGUGUCAGAUGUCAAUGGUGCUGAGCAUAAAAUUUUGGUAGGACAAGAAAAGGUCGAUGCAUCUGAUCUAUAUGAUGAUGUAGUUCAGAGAUCAAGAGCAGAAUGUUUACCACGCGCCUCAAGUUUAUCUAGCAUUGAUUCAAUAAUCAUUGAUUCAAUAAUGUCUGGGGCAGAGCUGGAGGUUUGUAGUCCUCGUGCAAAUAAUGAACCUUCUGAGGUUGUUCGUGCACUUGACCCGAAAUCAAAGCGCUUAUCAUUAGGGAGAGGGAGCACAUUUAAAGAACCAGAAGAAGUGCUUCAUCCCCAUUCCCAUGGUACAUCUACUCCCAACUGGCGUCGAUCUAAGUCAAAAUCAAGGACUGAAAAGGCAAGGCCAGGCUUGUCUGCUACAAAUGAUGCAAAAUCCUCUAAGGUUAACGCAGACAAAGAGGACACGUCGUCCACAAUUUCUGAUCCUGGACCUGUGGCUGUAUGGGAUUCAGGACCAAAGUGGGACGAUGGACCUAAAUGGGAUAAUCAACCUAACUGGGAACCUGAGACUUCAAUUGAGCUCCAUAGUCCUCGCGAGGACAUUGAGCUUGGUCUGACUAAGGAGCUGGUACCGAGCUUAGAUGAAAGAUGGACAGUUAGGAAAGGGCGCUAUCUUGGUGUACUGAUGUGCAACCAUUCAUGCAAGACUGUGCAGAGUCUGAGCUCUCAGGUUGUUGCUCCCAAGGCUGAAUAUGAUGACAAUUGUUUGGACCUGCUGUUAGUUGGUGGACGUGGAAGACUGAGAUUACUGAGAUUUUUGGUGCUUUUGCAGUUUGGAAAGCACAUAUCUCUUCCAAAUGUAGAAUAUGUAAAGGUGAAGUCUGUGAGGCUCAAGGCAGGCCCAAAUACACACGAUGGAUGUGGUAUUGAUGGCGAACUACUCCAUGUCAAGGGGCAAGUUCGCUGUAGUUUGUUGCCUCAACAAUGCCAAUUGAUGGGCCGGCCAGUGAAAAACCCUGUACAGUAG
Messenger RNA from Miscanthus lutarioriparius, 2271 nucleotides. The record is from the annotation of a GenBank genome assembly. NCBI's taxonomy places the organism in Eukaryota, Viridiplantae, Streptophyta, Magnoliopsida, Poales, Poaceae.